Messenger RNA from Pseudomyrmex gracilis, 3152 nucleotides. Its product is annotated as zinc finger and SCAN domain-containing protein 30-like. The record is from RefSeq and is a predicted model, not a curated record. Lineage: Eukaryota; Metazoa; Arthropoda; Insecta; Hymenoptera; Formicidae. Bases 621 to 1835 code for a protein of 404 amino acids. Gene Ontology annotation, cellular component: nucleus. The transcript has 6 exons.
GUCAGUCGGGGUCCUGCUCUUAGACAGGACACUCCGAGCCUCUUUAACACGAGCUGACGUUCAAACAGCUGCCUGUAAAUCGGAGUACUCUAUAUCCUGGUCAAUCAGGCUAUCACGGACCAGCUCUUCGUACGUAUCCCGGCCUCUUCGUCAUCAAAGAUAAAGAAACGAGUUUUCGAUCGUCGCGAUUCCGCGAACAUCUCGCAUUUGUAAAUUCUUCGGAGGUUCGGAUUUGGAACAAAUUUCGGAAAAGAAAAUAAAGAGAUCGGAUUCGAGAAAUCGAAUUUCAAUCGAUUCUCUUCAUCGAUCUCUUGGUGAAACGACGUAAACUUCUGAAAGAAGAUUCGAUUGUCCGAUCGCGAGACCAGUUUCGUCCUCGAGAACACUUUCAAGCUUGCCGUUCGUUUCACACAGAAACAAACUCGUGCGCGCGUUUUCACGACAGUGCAAGAGAACAAACGUGUGCCGAGAGUUUGACGUUUCCUGCAGAGAUUUGUGUGAUUCGCACUGUAAACAAUCUGUCAGCGUAAAGUGCGCCAGCGUAACUGGCCAGUGUGCGGCUUCAUGAACGACGUAAAAUUUUAACGCACUUUUUUUCGUCACACGACAUCUCGAACGUGAUGUGCGAAGCAGUGCCGCGAACCUGGCAUAUGAAACCGGAACUUCAUUGCAAUCCCGUGGGAGUUCCGGCGGGCGCGUUAUCACCCCCGGCCACCCUGUCGCCACCCGGCAGCCCGAGCGUAAUCACACUGUCAUCUUCGCCUUGGAGCCCAGGUGUGCCAGGCAGCAGUUCGAGUACCAUCACUUCUAACAGCGCGUCUUCUGGUCUUUGUCAACCCGUUUCCGAUCGUUUUAGCGCUUUCACUCUCGUCUCAAAUUACAACCCUGAUCAACGAUUGCAAAGUCUACCACUUAGCGCUAGCGCCACCGCGAGAGACAUGCGUUGUGGUCUCAUGUACAGUAGUUACGGGGCAUCCGGGGGUGCCUGGUGGGCUCGUCACGUGGGUCUGUUGUUGCCACAUUCCUUCCUUCCGCCCACGAGAAUUCCGUCUCAUCAAACUACGCCGGUAACAAAUUGUUCACCUAUUCAUUCGGAACCUCUCAGUCCGACCCGUCCCGCAUCACCGCGAAGAUGUACACCGGAAAAAGCCAAAUUCGAGGAAGAAGUUCCGUUGAAUCUCAGUACAAAACCGAGCGACGUCUCGUCGAGUAUCGGUAACAGGAAAAGUGAAAUCUGGUCACCGGGUUCGGUGUGCGAGAGGGAGGCCAGGGAAACGAGAGCACCGUCCUCCAGGAGUCCGUCUUCGACCCCUAUAAUUACGCGGCAAAUUCAUCACUCGCCACUUACGCCGCCUUCCUCGACGGAGAGGACUUUUCAAUGCAAGCAGUGCGGAAAAGCCUUCAAACGGUCAAGCACACUCAGCACUCACCUACUCAUCCACUCCGACACGAGGCCUUAUCCCUGUCAAUAUUGCGGCAAGAGGUUUCAUCAAAAGUCGGACAUGAAGAAACACACCUACAUCCACACCGGUGAGAAACCCCACAAGUGCGUCGUUUGCGGCAAGGCGUUCUCUCAAAGCAGCAACCUGAUCACUCAUAUGCGCAAGCACACGGGCUACAAGCCAUUUCAGUGCGGUCUCUGCGACAAGGCGUUUCAGAGGAAGGUCGAUCUGCGAAGGCAUCGGGAGGGUCAGCAUCCAGCGGCGCCAGCGCUCGAUUAUCGCUCCCUGCAGAUACCGCCGAAUAGCAAUCGGCACUCGCCGAUACCGUCGCACUCGACCGCACCGCCUUCGACCGGUUAUCAUAUGAUACCCGGCACUCCCGGCAGUAGCUGAGAUUUGUUCGUCUGACAGACGCUUCAUCUGUGAAAAAUGACGCGCACUCAACUGAAUAAUAAGCGUCCCGCGCUCGUAGGGGGUAGGUAUAUGUCGUUGAAAUCGGCGAUGAAAAAACUGCCCGUCAUCGUCAAUUAAAUCGUACUGUGAGAUCCCAGUAACUGGUUUCUGUGUGGUGUUUAAUCGGUUCGGCGAAAAUAACAAUAAUGCGUUACGAGUAAUCAUGCAUGGGCACCAUUCAUGUACUAAACGUAUUUAUUUGUGUGAAAUAGCGGCGCACACCGACGUUUCUUAUCACAAGCGAGUUCGUUGCGCGAAGUUGAAGAUUGACGUAACAAAUACACAACUCAGUGACCGUAUGCAUUAUCACAAGGUAGAGAUUCAAGAUGUGUGAAUAGAAAACACAAUCUGCCGUGUCAAAAAAGUCACUGUCUUCUUUUGCGAUUUCCACUUAUAAGUUCAGAGAAAUAGACACAUUUCUUAUCACAAUCGAAUACAUCCUUUUGAGCGUCGUAUCAGAGAUACAUUUACGGAGCGUGUGAUUAAACAGAAUGUAUCAACGAGUUCUUACAUCGAGCUGUUUUGAAAUAUUUCUCUUGUAAACUCUACUUGUCGUGUAUCACUCUCAAUAUAUUCGAAGUAUGUUAAAGCGCGUCUAAAUACAUAAAUAAUAUUCGUGUGUUUAAAAUAUGUUCAUUGAGCUCCGUGCAAUAUGCUCUUAAAUACACAUGUUGAAAAAUUAUUUUUAAUACGUCUCUUUUCUUUUCUAGCUCACAUGUGUACAAAUUUUACAGAGAGAUCGUUUACGUGUGUUAUUUAUUUAAUAAAAUUAUUGAAUAAUUGAAUCAUCGGUUUUAACAUUUAUGUAUAAUUGUUAGACAUGUAUACAUAUGUGUAUAUAUAAGUGACUAUUUUGAUGAUAACAAACAUAUGCGCAUAAGUGACAAAACUACGAAAAAAUGAUAACUUAUAAAAAAACAGUAUUUUUGUUGCUUUUACUUUGUAAUUGAUAUAUCCUGAGCUUAUAAAAACUGUGACAAAAACCAAGUUGUAUACAAAAUGUGUAUUGUAUCGAGCUCUGAGAGAGGAAGAGAAAAAGAGAGAGAGAGAGAGAGAGAGCUAAUUGUAAAUAUAUAAUACUGUUUGUUUAUAUUGCACAUGUUUUAUAGUCCAUUGAAACCAAAGUCGCCUAUGUUUGUAAAGAAAAAUCAAUCGAAUAAAUUAGUUCAACAAUGUAUAUUGCUAAAUCAAAAAUUAUUGUCAAUUAGUCCGAGAUAAAAAUAUCACGUCACUUUGAAACCGUUUUACAAUAAAUAU